AGAUUUUACAAAGAAAAAAGGAAAGAGAAAGAAAUAAAAGCAUAGUCGGCGCCCAUUGUCCCCCUCGCCGACCAAAAUCAUAACGUCAUUUUCAACCUCAUCAUACCAUACCAUACCCACCUCCCUCGAUUUCUUCCACUCUCUUUAUUCUUAAACCCUUUCUUUCUCUCUUUCUUUAUUUUUUUUUUCUAUCUUUCGUUACCUGGUUCUUCCGAAUUACGUUUUUUUUCUUCUAUAAAUCGGAAGAUACCAGUUUUUUUUUUCUUUCUUUCUAACCUAGUUUUUACGUUUCUUAAUUUCUUGUUCUUUCUGAGAAUUAUGAAAGCUACUACGGUUGAAGGAUCUAUGGUUGGUGGUGAAAGGUUUGAUGAUGUUGAAAAAGAUAAGAAAAAGAAGCGCCGAUCCAAUCGUCGUAACAAGCAAAAUCCUCCUUCAUCAGCAUCUGAAGUAAAUGAAGCUAUUGGCGUGUCUCCAGAAUGCUCGGGGAAAAAUGGAACACCUGUUCAACCAUCUGGAUCUGUUAGCAAUUCAUUGGCACCGAGUGAUGACCCGAUUUCGAUCCCUCUUAUACCAUAUAAUGGUCCGGUGGCACCUGCUGAUAUGCAGAAAAUGCUAUUACAUUUAAGAACACUGGUUUUACAAAAUUCGCCAGAGCCCGUUGGUUGCUUGGAGUCAUCAGGAACUAAUGAAAAGAAAGACUCUGCUCGUUACAGUAAAUUCGGUCUUUCUGGCCAAAGAAAUUAUUUUAGUCCACAUUGGUCCGUUGAAGUGGUUGAGAAGGCAUUGGAGAGGGGGGAUGUUUUCAAAGCUACCUUUCGCGUGAAUGCUCACAACAGAACUGAGGCCUACUGCAGCAUUGAUGGAGUACCAACGGAUAUUCUCAUUGUUGGGGCUCCAGCCCAGAAUAGAGCUGUGGAAGGCGAUAUUGUUGCAAUUAAGAUUGAUCCUUUGCCAUUGUGGACAAAAAUGAAAGGACCAAAUGUGGCUAACAACAAUACUGCAGUACUAGAAGGUUGUAACCUUCUCGUGGAAGACAAUAUAGCGGGAGAUAACAACUGUGAAGGAAUAGAAAAGGUAGAUGCUGACCACGAGUAUUCUGGUCAAAACAAGGAAGAAUCUUUUGACAACUCCUCCCCUUAUAGAAGUUAUCCAUUUCCUGAAAAAAGAUACAUUUAUGAGAAUAAUACUACACAGGGUUCACCUAACCAUUUAAGUUUAAUUGGACUAACCGGCCGUGAUAACAAUGAUGGACCUAACUGUGAUUCACCUGCUUCCAUAAAGAUUAAUUCUGGUAGUGGACAGAGUGAAGUUAUGAAUGCAGUAGAGAAGAUCUGUUUGUUGGUUAAUUCUUUCCCUUCCAAAAGACCAACUGGCAGGGUGGUUGCUGUUAUUGAGAGGUCUCCACGCCGAGAGUGUAUAGUUGGUCAUCUUAAUGUGAAGCAAUGGGUUUUUUCCCAGGAAAUAAACAAGAAAGAUCCAAGGAAGAAUAAGAAUUCAGUUUCUGAGCAUGAAUAUAUCCAACUGACACCAAUUGAUCCAAAGUUUCCUAACAUAAUGCUUCUUGUUAGAGAUUUACCAAAGAGCAUUAAGAUAAGGCUGAAAAACGGUGAUGCUGCAAUUGAGAAGGAUCUGGUAGCUGCACAAAUUGUUGAUUGGUUUGAAGAAAGUCCUUUUCCCGAGGGCGAUAUUUUGCAACACUUUGGGCGAGGCAGUGAAAUUCAGCCGAACCUAGAUUCUAUUUUGUUUAAGAAUGCAAUCUGUUUGUCUGAAUUUUCAGCUGAAGCUCUGUCCUGCCUGCCGCAUGCUACUUGGGAGUUACCAUUGAAGGAAUUGCAAAGUCGAACUGACCUUAGAAAUUUGUGCAUUUUUUCUAUUGAUCCUUCAACUGCAACUGAUUUGGAUGAUGCACUGUCAAUUGAGAAGCUGCCUAAUGGAAAUUAUAGAGUAGGCAUCCAUAUUGCUGAUGUAUCAUACUUUGUUCUACCGGACACAGCUUUAGAUGUUGAAGCCCAGUUUAGGUCAACAAGUGUUUAUCUGUUGCAAAAGAAGUUACCAAUGUUGUCUGCAUUAAUCUCAGAAAAUAUUGGAUCACUUAAUCCUGGAGUGGAUCGACUAGCAUUUUCCAUGCUUCUGGAUUUAAAUGUUGCUGGGGAUGUUGUAGACCGUUGGAUUGGUCGUACUGUUAUUCAAUCUUGCUGUAAGCUUUCAUAUGAACAUGCACAAGACAUAAUUGAUGGAGCUUUUAAUUUUGAGAGUUCAAGCUUUCAUGAAGAUGGCUAUCCUAAAUUACAUGGCCGUUUUGGUUGGCCUGAUGUUAUUACUUCUUUGAAGAGUCUCUAUGAAAUUUCAAAUGUUUUGAAACACAAGAGAUUUGCUGGAGGGGCUCUACGGCUUGAUAAGCCCAAAAUUGUUAUCCUGUCUGAUGAGAAUGGCAUCCCUUAUAAUAGUACAUUUUCUGAACAAAAAGAAUCAAACCUUCUUAUUGAGGAGUAUAUGCUUUUGGCCAAUACAACAGCGGCUGAAAUUAUUUGUAGAGCAUAUCCUGAUGUUGCACUAUUGAGGAGACAUCCUGAACCUAAUAUGCGGAAGCUGAGAGAGUUUACAGCUUUUUGUCAGAAGCAUGGUUUAAAUUUGGACACUUCUUCAUCUGGUCAUAUCCGUUCGUCCUUAGAGCAGAUGAAGGAAAAGCUCAAGGAUGACCCUGUGCUUUAUGAUAUACUUAUUUCCUAUGCUUCUAAACUAAUGCAGUCGGCGUCUUACUUCUGUAGUAGUGAUUUAAAGGAUAAUGAACAUGAAUGGGGUCAUUAUGCACUGGCUGUCCCUUUAUACACUCAUUUUACAUCACCUUUACGUCGGUAUGCAGAUAUUGUUGUUCAUCGGACACUACUAGCUACGAUAGAAGCUGAGGAAAUAUAUUUGAAGCAGGUUGGAAAGAAAAUGGGAGUGGAAAAAAGAUGUUUCACAGGCAUCAACUUUGAUAAAAAAACUGCAGAAUCUGUUGAAUGUAGGGAGGCUUUAAUGGCUGCAGCUUUGAAGCAUAGGGUUCCAAGUGCUGAAAUACUUGCAGAUAUUGCUGCUCAUUGCAAUGAUAGAAAGCUAGCUAGUAAAUAUGUUAAGGAUUCCUGUGAGAGACUUUACAUGUGGUUUCUCCUGAAGCAGCAGAAGGUCAUAUUAUCAGAAGCAAGAGUAUUAGGACUUGGCCCGAAGUUCAUGUCAAUAUAUAUUCAAAAGCUAGCUGUUGAGAAACGCAUAUAUUAUGAUGAAGUUGAAGGUUUGACUGCAGAGUGGCUUGAUGCAACAUCCACAUUGGUGCUUAGCAUGUCUCCUAAUAAGCGUGCAAAUCGGAGGGGAAACUGGAGGGCAUUGUCAGAAUCUGUGAUGCUAGCUUGUCCAUAUGACCUGAAAGUUACAAUGGAUAAUUCUAAUCAAAAUGAUGCAAUUGAAGUGGAUGCUGCUGUAUCUGAUACGGACAAACAUCAUGAUUCAACAUCUGAAACUUCAGAGACUGAAAUUGAGCCUUCAUUUUUUCCACUCACUGUGCAUCUUCUUUCAACCAUUCCAGUAGCACUUCAUGCUGUUGGUGGUGAUGACGGGCCUCUUGAUUUUGGAGUGAGGUUGUACAUGACCUCUUAUUUUGGGUAAGUUGGUCGUUGUAAACUGGCGGAUUGUGUUUGGUACUUAAUAUUCGAUGUGGUGAAUCUGUUAGACUCUCUUAAUAGAAUGGACUUGCUCCAUUGUAGAAUAGUGUAUAGUGACAGACAUAGGUGGGAAACUUACAUAGCCUAAAUUUGCUAAUGCUUUAUGAACAACAAGGUUAAGGAUUUCUGUUAUAGGUUUGGCAUUUGUGCCUAUUACUAACAGAAUCUCCUUACUGGAAUUGGGGCUUGUUUUUGUUGGCCCGUUCCUUCUACUUAAUACAUGCACGUAUUUUGGUUCUUCUAUAGAGGCUGAAACCAUUUCAUACUUUCUGGUUUUGGUUUGACUGCGACCCAAUGAUUUUUUUGAUUUUGGGUGGCCACUAUGUACUUUAUAUAUGGUUUUCUAAGACAUUUAUAUUUCAGUUUAUGGAAUGGAAUAAUAUAUCAUGACAAUUCUGGAGUAUUUUUAUUUAUAUUUUUCAUUGUUGA
Molecule: messenger RNA, 4127 nt
Organism: Medicago truncatula (barrel medic)
Lineage: Eukaryota; Viridiplantae; Streptophyta; Magnoliopsida; Fabales; Fabaceae
Product: DIS3-like exonuclease 2
Exons: 7
Coding region: 319-3642 (1107 amino acids)
Biological process (GO): mRNA catabolic process
Cellular component (GO): P-body
Molecular function (GO): 3'-5'-RNA exonuclease activity; RNA binding
Source: RefSeq, a predicted model, not a curated record